This is a messenger RNA of Nymphaea colorata (pocket water lily), 1214 nucleotides long. RefSeq names its product transcription factor TRY-like. Gene Ontology annotation, biological process: cell differentiation. Gene Ontology annotation, cellular component: nucleus. The transcript is spliced from 3 exons. Lineage: Eukaryota; Viridiplantae; Streptophyta; Magnoliopsida; Nymphaeales; Nymphaeaceae. Bases 640 to 888 code for a protein of 82 amino acids. The record is from RefSeq and is a predicted model, not a curated record. Gene Ontology annotation, molecular function: transcription cis-regulatory region binding.
GAACGUCGUCGCUUCCACAGCUCCGGCCACAACAACAUAUCAACGCGCCCCUUCGACAAGUCGGGCGCGCGCCUCGGGGUCUGGUUAACAGCCAAGGGGAAGACGACAUCUCCGGAAAGCUAGUCAACCUCGAGCCUGGGCUCGGGGCGUAGCGAAGAAAUCAGGUGCCCUUUUUUUCUUUUCUUGUUUUGUACGCCCUCCUCUGGUUUCACGCGGCAGCAGAGAGCAGAGGGAUGGAAAUAAAGAGAACAAAAAUCGUGGGUGGUAAAAAACUAAAAACCAAAAGGAGCAGAGCCAGCGGUCGUUGAGACAACUACUCGUCAACUCUUCGAGCUGCUGCCCGUUUGUUGGGCCGAUAUCACCUGUCGUUCCUACUUGGGAACUCGCUCCCAUCUCUUUCCCCUCUCCCUCUCACUCUCACAACAGUUUUUUUGCUCGCGUCCUGGUCGUCUCCGCACUUUGCAUCCUUUUCUCCGUGAACUGGAGUGGAUGUAAACUAUUAAACCCCCUUCUCCCCUCCUCUCAUUUAUUCCUCCACAACUCUUUCCUUCUUUGGUCCUCCCGCUGUCCACAACUCUCUCUCUCUCUUGCCUUCUCCACCCCCAACUCUUUCUUCCAUUCAAAAGGAAAGAAAAGAAAAUGGCCAUGGAGAAUAAGCGUCGUCGGAAGCAGGCAAAGACUUCCAGCUGUGAUUCCGAGGAAGUGAGCAGCAUCGAGUGGGAGUGCAUCAAGAUGACGGAGCAAGAAGAAGAUCUCAUUUACCGUAUGUACAGGCUCGUCGGCAACAGGUGGGGGCUGAUCGCAGGCCGGAUUCCGGGACGGAAAGCGGAGGAGAUUGAGAGGUUUUGGAUAAUGAGACACGGGGAAGUGCACGUAAUUAGAGGAUAAUACGGAAUUCGGAUCAAAAGGCCAUUCAACAAUUUCUUCUUCUAUCUGCUCGAACAGUGGCUUCUUAUUUGUUACUUCCUGUUUGGAGUGUGCUAAGCUUUUCCUUUUCAUUUCUCAAUCUCUUCUGAAACCCCUCGGUUACUUCUACUAGAUUUUGGUGGUUCCGACCGUUUGGAAGUGUCUCUUACUCGCUGGUGCUAGUUGGUAGUAGCCCAUUCUCGGGCCCCUACUGUCUUUUGGUUUGUAAAGAAAUGUUGUUUAUCUGUGCUUAAGAUGUACUAUUUGGCGUUUACUGAGUUAAUCAAUACACUUCUUUUUGCUUCGCA